AGAAUUAGCCUGCUCCUCUAAAGGCAAACACCCAUUAUCAAGCUCUCACAGCCACCUGCUCUCCAGCAAUGCCUCCAGACUUUGACACCAACAUGAAGUUCAAGUUCUCGAUCCUGGCACUUUUUCUGGAAGUGAUUGUCAUUGUUUUGUAUGGGAUAUUUGUGGAUUAUGACCCAGAUCCUUCUUCAAUGUUAUAUCCACACUUUCAGGAUGUCCAUGUGAUGAUAUUUGUUGGAUUUGGUUUCCUGAUGACCUUUCUGAAGAAAUAUGGAUUCAGCAGUGUUGGUUUCAACAUGCUCAUUGCCGCCUUCGGUCUCCAGUGGGGAAUUCUGGUACAAGGAUUUUGGCAUAUGGAAAGAGGGAAAAUUUCUGUUAACAUCGAAAGCAUGAUAAAUGCAGACUUCAGUACAGCAACUGCUUUGAUUUCAUUUGGGGCACUCCUGGGAAAAACAAGUCCCAUUCAGAUGCUGAUCCUGACUCUCCUGGAGAUCACCAUGUUUGCAUGCAAUGAACACCUAGUUACCCAAGUAUUCAAGGCCACAGAUGUUGGAGCUUCGAUGACUAUCCAUGCUUUUGGAGCUUAUUUUGGUUUGGCUGCAGCUUUCGUCUUGUACCGUCCUGGUCUGACAAACAAACAUGAAAAUGAUGAAUCCACCUAUCACUCAGACAUGUUUGCCAUGAUUGGUACCCUGUUUCUUUGGCUUUUUUGGCCCAGUUUUAACUCUGCCAUUGCAGAUGCCCAGGUAACAGCCAUUAUCAACACUUACUACUCCUUGGCUGCCUGUACCGUCGUAACAUUUGCCCUCUCCAGCUUGGUGGACAAAAGAGGCAAAUUCAGUAUGGUUCUCAUUCAAAAUGCCACCCUGGCAGGAGGAGUAGCAGUGGGUACCUGUGCUGACCUGGAAAUCCAUCCUUUUUCUGCCAUGUUCAUUGGGGUCAUUGCUGGAAUGGUCUCUGUCCUUGGGUUCCAGUUCCUGACUCCUGUGAUGGCAUCCAAGCUGAAAAUUCAAGACACUUGUGGAGUUCAUAACUUACAUGGUUUACCUGGAAUUCUGGGGGGUAUUGCUGGCAUCAUAGUGACUGCAGUAAAAACAGAAAUGAGGAAUGGUCACAUGCUUACUCCUGCCCUGCAGGCUGCUGCCCUGGGAAGUACACUUGGAAUUGCAAUUGUGGGAGGAGCACUCACAGGUGCUAUUCUAAAACUCCCCUUCUUGGGACAAGUAUCUGACCAGAACUGCUUUGAUGACUCUGCUUAUUGGGAGGUUCCAGAGGAGGAGACAAUACCUGAAAUUUACUCCAGGCACCAUGAGGAGCACAGCAGAUUUGAAGCUGCCAUGUAGAAAAAUAAUUAAUCUGCAGUAUUUGUCCUAAUGGUGCUCUUUUCUGUUUUGAAUGCUAAGAAAUAAUGAAACAACAUCCAAGUAUUGUCCCAACCACACCAGGUUUUUAAGAAAAUGCUGAAGAUAGCUCUAUUUUUGUAAAAGAAAACAAGCUUGAUUUUAGAUUACUUAGUCAUUUUGCCAAGCUCAGGUGAAUAAAUUAGGUCCUUCU
This is a messenger RNA of Lonchura striata (white-rumped munia), 1551 nucleotides long. It is a transcript of the gene RHAG, whose product is annotated as Rh associated glycoprotein. NCBI's taxonomy places the organism in Eukaryota, Metazoa, Chordata, Aves, Passeriformes, Estrildidae. Gene Ontology annotation, cellular component: plasma membrane. Gene Ontology annotation, biological process: ammonium homeostasis; ammonium transmembrane transport. The record is from RefSeq and is a predicted model, not a curated record. Gene Ontology annotation, molecular function: ammonium channel activity.